Verticillium dahliae VdLs.17 is the source of this 1746-nucleotide messenger RNA. RefSeq lists its product as uncharacterized. The coding region runs from base 430 to 1746 and encodes 438 amino acids. The transcript has 3 exons. NCBI's taxonomy places the organism in Eukaryota, Fungi, Ascomycota, Sordariomycetes, Glomerellales, Plectosphaerellaceae. The record is from RefSeq and is a predicted model, not a curated record. Gene Ontology annotation, molecular function: DNA binding. Gene Ontology annotation, biological process: meiotic attachment of telomere to nuclear envelope; mitotic telomere tethering at nuclear periphery. Gene Ontology annotation, cellular component: nuclear membrane complex Bqt3-Bqt4.
ACCCACCAUCUCCAUCCUUUCUCUCCUUCUCCGGUGUCGCUGUCUUCCCCCAUAACCAACCGGUUUAAUUCCACUCAUCGACCGCCCCGGUCGAUCAUCAAUCGCGAAAGGCUUUCUAUCGCCGCACUCCUUUUCGACUUCGCCUCUACGCGCGCGCGGUUCGGUAGCGUAGGCGACCACCUGGCCCCAGCUUUUCGCGCUUCCAACACCACGGACGUGUCCCGUUGACCUCUGAGCUGACACCACGCGCCCCAUCGCAGUCAACCCUCGGCACCUGGUCACUAGUUGGUCUACGCAGCGGUCGCGCGUUCCUUCUUGGCGUCAAUACUGUUGUCGCGUUCGACAGGAUUACCUUCCGAAACCCCUCGAGCUUGUCGUCAUCUUUUUCAUCAUCUCAUUUUCGCCGCGUCGUCGCGAUCAACAGACGCAAUGCCUGCCGCCGCCACUGCCCCCGAAACCAUCACGCCCUCGACCGAGCGGCACCUGCCCACGAAGCAGAACCCCUUGAUGGUCGAUGACAUCCCGCCUUAUCAGGAUCUCGUGUCGCGUCGCCGCCUUGGCCAGACCCAGUUGACGGCCAAGAUGGUGAACCAGGUGGACGGUGAUUCGACAUCGCUCGGCGUCUUCGAUUACGCCCACCUCCGUGCCCCCGUGCCGAAGGGCAUUGUUUCGGGCAUCUUCAAGUCGAGCCCCAACAGUUACUUCCUGAUGCGUCGAAGCCACGACGGCUACGUCUCCGCCACGGGCAUGUUCAAGGCCACGUACCCUUACGCCGAGGCUCACGAGGAGGAGACGGAGCGCCGCUACAUCAAGUCUCUGCCGUCUACCAGCCCCGAGGAGACGGCGGGCAACGUCUGGAUCCCUCCCGACCAUGCCCUCUCCCUCGCUGAGGAGUACGGCGUGCUGCCCUGGAUCCAGGCCCUGCUGGAUCCGGCGACCAUUGCGAUGACCCAACAGCCCGACAGUCCUCCCAAGAAGAUUGCCGCCCCUCCCAAGUUUGAGGUCAAGAAGGCCCCGCAGCCCCAGCUGGCUCCUCCCACGCCGCCGCGCAGCAUGCGUCUCCGCCGCUCCGCCAGUCCCACAAAGUCUGCAGCUCCUGCUCCUCGCCCGGUUAAGACACCUCGCAAGCGCAAGACCAAGUCCGAGUCGGUUGACCUGACGGCGGCGCCCGUUGCCAUGAAGGCCGAGAUUAACGGCGUCAUCGAGGAGGACAAGGCUGCCGAGUCUGCGGCGGAAACGACGACGAGAACAGUCGAGUUUGAGCCUGCCGUCGUCUUGCAGGCACAGGAUGAGGAACAAAAGGUCAAGGUGAUCGUCGAACAGGAUGUCAAGAUUGACGAGGAAGGCCACGAGACCAAGCACACCACAGUGGCGCUUGAGCUGCCGCUCUCCAGCACCGAGCCCCCGACAGCCGAGGAGACGGCCCGUAUGAUCGCCGAGGCCAAGUCGAUGGUCGAAGCUGCGACUGUCACAAAGACGAGCGACGCGGCCGACGCCGACGGCGAUGUCGACGUCGAGAGUGAAGAGAAGGAGCCGGUUGAGCUGGCCAAGUCCAAGCGCAAGGCAGAGGACAUGACAGCAGCGGAGGAGGCGGAGGAGGGCCCAGAGUCGAGCGAGCGCAGCAGCAAGCGGACCAAGCCGAACGUGCAACUCAAGAAGGAACGCGUGCGGAACCGAGCGCUGCUCGGAAUCAGUGCCACUCUGGCCGUCGGUGCAAUUGUUCCCUUCCUUAUGGGGGUGUUCUAA